CAUUUGACACACUGUAUAAAGCACAGGCAAUGUUGGGAAUCUGACAAAGGUAGCUGGAACAGCGAGAAAGCCGACUACACCAGAAGAGUUGCAUUAUAAUGGUUCGCUCCAGUGCUGUGAUGUCGCUGAGUAUUCUGGCUCUCUGCCUGAUGGCUUGUAUUCACUCUGGCAUAAACGCAUACCCAGCCAAGCCGGCCAGUCCUCGGGAAGGCGCACCACCGGAGGAACUUCAAAGAUAUUAUUCUGCCCUAAGACACUACAUCAAUCUCAUUACAAGACAGAGGUACGGGAAAAGAGACACCCCAGAUACUGUAUUUUCAGAUGUGCUGGUGAGGGAGAGCACAGAGAGUAUUCCAGAAUCAAACUAUGUCAGGUAUGAUGGGCUGCCACUGUGGUGAUGCUGCUGGAGCUGUCAUAUCCAGACUGACUUUUCCACAAAGCUGCUGCCACAUCUGUUACUGACAUGGAAUGAACUUGUGCUGCAUGGAAUAAACAUUGUGUAAUGCAA
Etheostoma spectabile (orangethroat darter) is the source of this 508-nucleotide messenger RNA. Its product is annotated as peptide YY-like. The transcript has 4 exons. NCBI's taxonomy places the organism in Eukaryota, Metazoa, Chordata, Actinopteri, Perciformes, Percidae. Gene Ontology annotation, cellular component: extracellular region. Gene Ontology annotation, biological process: neuropeptide signaling pathway; feeding behavior. The record is from RefSeq and is a predicted model, not a curated record. Bases 99 to 398 code for a protein of 99 amino acids. Gene Ontology annotation, molecular function: neuropeptide Y receptor binding; neuropeptide hormone activity.